AUGCUUAAUCGUAAAGGAAGCGAUAAGCAUUCUUUGACCUACGUGUCUCCUUAUUCCAAACCCGAUCCUAAUAAAAAGAACGUUUUAUCUAUUCUUAAACCGAGUUUGAAUGGGGUGUUAUCAGAAGAUUUAAAUUUCCAAAAUAAUUUUACAGUACCAGUUCUAAGAGAUGUUGAUGUAUCACUGUCGAUACUGCGAAAUGACUCAAGAUUAUUAAGUUCCAAGGUCACUAGAUAUAGGUUGAAGGACCAGAAUAAUGCAACUGAUUCUAAUGUCACUGCUGAAACUGCUGACUUCGAUAUUGAAGGAAGCAAUUUGAAAAAGUUUGUCGAUGUUGACUCUUUUGUACCUAAGAAUUUUAGAGAACAACUAACCACAGUGAUAAUUAAAGGGUUUCCAAAUAUUAAGAAAGGUCACAUUGAGCAAGUUUUACUGAUUUUGGCUCCAUCUGAAAAUUUUGAAUGGUCCAUCGUUGAUUCGGAGUUAGUUGAUCAUAAGAUGGUAUUUUUAAGAUUCGAGUCGAUUGAACUGCUAAGGUCUUUUCAAGCAAACUACUCAACCGAUAUUAAGGAUAUACUUCGAUCGACUGAGGCUGCUAUAGUUGUGGACCCUUCGGUAUAUUCUUAUAUGGAUUCAAUUGAUGGUGAUGUACAAGUUGAUAGUGACUUGCGUAUACGGGCAAAAGAUAAGAUUCACUUUUAUCUAGAUAAUCUCAAAUCUCAUGAAAAGCACCUUACUAGCGCUGGCACUGAAGAUUUAGACGAGGUAUUAAACUAUUAUUCUAACUAUAAGAUUGAUGAUAACGAAUUGAUAGACGUUCCAAGUUACAUGAAGGAUGUUAUUAUUAAAGAUAUUAUUCGGUUCAGAUCCAAAGUCUUGACUAUAGAAAUAAAUAACCGAAAAAAGGAACUUGAGUCGGAAAGAAUUAAAACGAGGCAGAAACUUAAAAGCAUCUUCGAAGGUAUACGAGAAGUGGGAGAUGAGAUUAUCAGCGAGCCAGAGUUAUCAUCUGAAAGAGAGCCAAUGGAAGUUGAUGAGUUUGAGGAUCUUAGUGAAGAACAAUACCAGAACUAUUUGGCUGAAAGACAAGUGGACGACGUAAAUCGAAGAUAUGAUGAAAGACUACGAGCUCUUCAAAAGAAGGAGACGGAAAAACAGCGUCUUUUCGAGCAGUUGAAAUCUCUUGAAGGGUAUGAGGACUAUGUGGUCGACAACAAAUUCAAAUUCAUUCAAGAUUUAAAAAAUUUUGACGAGUUCAGUGAUAUUUAUUAUACAAAUCAUUCAGCGUAUCUAAAGAUAAGGAAUGUGCAACGUGUGAAAGAAGAACAGAAAGAUCUUCAAGAUAGAAAGGAUGAGGAGAAGGAAAUACAAGAAGAGCAGCAUCAGCACACAACUUAUAAGUUAGAGGUGGAACCUCUUUCUAAAAUAAAAGGAUUUAAGAAUAAUGAUGGAACGGUUAUACUGCAACUUUCGGAAACUCGCUUACGCAAGCUUAGAGACAAAAUAACUGACUUGAUAGACGAGUAUUUAGGGAUUAAAGAUGAAUUUUUGAUACUGUUGAUAUAUGACUCCUUAAUGAAAACCAACCUCGAUGGCAAAGAAAGUUUGGUUGAAGAGCUCAGUCAACCACUAGACGAGGAUGCGAAUACGCUAGUGAACGACUUAUGGGAAUUUAUCAAUAAACUUCUAGAGGAGUAA
Messenger RNA from Priceomyces carsonii, 1698 nucleotides. RefSeq lists its product as uncharacterized. NCBI's taxonomy places the organism in Eukaryota, Fungi, Ascomycota, Pichiomycetes, Serinales, Debaryomycetaceae. Gene Ontology annotation, cellular component: spliceosomal complex. The transcript has a single exon. Gene Ontology annotation, molecular function: mRNA binding. Gene Ontology annotation, biological process: mRNA processing. The record is from RefSeq and is a predicted model, not a curated record. Bases 1 to 1698 code for a protein of 565 amino acids.